AUGGAAACAAGGAAAGGAUUGGCCACCAAAUUGGUGCUUUACAGUGCUGGUGCUGUAGUUCUUGUGGUAUAUGGCAAGAAGCAUAUUGCUCGUCAUAAGGAGGAAAGAUAUUUGAAGGAAAACGACUUCAGCUUGGAGACCGAUGAUGAGUUCGUCGACAGUACCACAUUUAGAGGUUUUCCUACCAACAACCCAGGACUCAACUAUGAAGGCCAGGGACGUGAAUCCAAGUACAUCGGCAAUGGUCAGGCUUACUCUUCUCGUACUCCGGGCGACCGUUUGAGUGUAUGGAAUGUGUUCAAGCAGAAGAGCAGCGGCAAGGACGAGGAGAAGUAA
Messenger RNA from Candidozyma haemuli, 336 nucleotides. RefSeq lists its product as uncharacterized. Lineage: Eukaryota; Fungi; Ascomycota; Pichiomycetes; Serinales; Metschnikowiaceae. The transcript has a single exon. The coding region runs from base 1 to 336 and encodes 111 amino acids. The record is from RefSeq and is a predicted model, not a curated record.